CGCGCUUGCAGCUUUGGGGGUGGAAGUGCGGCGCGGGUGGGAGCCAUGCAGGACGCAGGGCUGCGGUCGCGCCCAGCGCGCGCGAUGCUGCCGCUGCUGCUGCCACUGCUGCUGGCCCAACCCGGGCUGGCGGCCUCCGCCGCGUCCCUGGCGCCGCCGCUUUUCAACGUGAGCCUGGACGAGGCCCCCGGGGUGCGCUGGCUGCCGGUGCUGCGGAACUACGAUCCGGACUUCUUGCGCACCGCGGUGGUACAAGUCAUCGGCGAUAGGGUUCCGGACUGGGUCCUGCGGUUGAUCGGGAAAAGGAUCGGGGAGCUGGAGCGCUUCCUGCCGCAGCCCUACGGCGACGAGAUCCGCGGCAUGUGCAACUUCCUGAACCUCAGCCUGGCCGACGGCCUCCUGAUCAACCUGACCUACGAGUCGUCCGCAUUCUGCACCAGUAUCGUGGCUCAGGACUCCACAGGCCACAUUUACCACGGGCGGAAUCUUGACUAUCUUUUUGGAAAUAUUCUGCGCAACUUGACAGUAGAUGUGCAGUUUUUAAAAAAUGGCCAGAUCGCGUUCACUGGGACCACUUUCGUUGGCUACGUGGGUCUGUGGACUGGGCAGAGUCCAUACAAGUUUACAGUUUCUGGCGACGAACGAGAUAAAGGCUGGUGGUGGGAGAAUGUGAUCGCAGCCUUUUUUCAGGGCCACUCUCCGAUCAGCUGGCUUCUCCGCAGCACCCUGAGUGAGUCGGAGAAUUUUGAAGCAGCUGUGUUCAAACUGUCCAAGACCCCCCUCAUUGCCGACGUCUAUUUCAUUGUGGGUGGAAUGUCCUCCAAGGAAGGCGUUGUCAUCACCAGGAACAGACGGGGCCCAGCAGACAUUUGGCCUCUGGAUCCUUUGAAUGGAGCGUGGUUCCGAGUCGAGACAAAUUAUGACCACUGGAAGCCAGUACCUAAGAAAGAUGACCGCAGAACACCUGCUAUCAAAGCCCUAAAUGCCACGGGGCAGGCAAACAUCAGUCUAGAGGCGCUUUUCCAGGUUUUAUCAGUGGUUCCAGUUUUUAACAACUACACAGUUUAUACUACUGUAAUGAGUGCCGCCAGCCCAGAAAAGUACAUGACCAGGAUCAGAAACCUGAGCUGAAAAUGAACAUUUAAAGAAUGAAAUCCUUGAAGAUAGCGAGCCACCAGUGACUUACACCUGUAAUCCUAACUUUUCAGGAAUCUGAGAUCUGAAGAUCAUGGUUUCAAGCUAG
Messenger RNA from Dipodomys ordii (Ord's kangaroo rat), 1243 nucleotides. It is a transcript of the gene Naaa, whose product is annotated as N-acylethanolamine acid amidase. Gene Ontology annotation, cellular component: lysosome. The transcript is spliced from 11 exons. The record is from RefSeq and is a predicted model, not a curated record. Gene Ontology annotation, biological process: fatty acid metabolic process. Bases 46 to 1131 code for a protein of 361 amino acids. Gene Ontology annotation, molecular function: fatty acid amide hydrolase activity. NCBI's taxonomy places the organism in Eukaryota, Metazoa, Chordata, Mammalia, Rodentia, Heteromyidae.